GGCAGCAGGGAUGGGCGGCGCGGUGCCGGUAGCGGUGCCGGUAGCGCGGGCACUGCCGGUGUUGCUGCUGGCGGCCGGGCUGUGCGCGGCGCAGUACGAGCAGUACAGCGUGCGCGGCUUCCCCGCGGCCGCGCUGGAGCCGCUGCAGAGCGCCUACGAGCGGGCGCUGGAGCAGUACGCGGACGCGCAGUGGGCGGAGAGCGCUCGGGGGCUGGAGGCCAGCCUGCGGCUGCACCGGCUGCUGCGGGACAGCGAGGCGCAUUGCCACCGCCGCUGCGCCGGGGAGCCCCCUCCUGCCGGGGAGGGUCCGGCCGGGGAGCGGGAGUGGGAGCGGGAGCUGCGGCUCUUCGGGCGGCUGCUGCUCCGGGCCGGCUGCCUGCGCGCCUGCAAGCGGGAGCUGCCCGUGUUCCAGCUGCGCUACCCGCCGGCGCAGACCCUGCGCGACUUCCAGCGCCGCCAGCCCUACCAGUACCUGCACUACGCGCUCUUCAAGUCAAACAAGAUCGAGAAGGCCGUGUCUGCUGCCCACACCUUCCUGCAGAAGAACCCCAAGCAUGAGAUGACCUUGAGGUACCUGAACUACUACAGGACCAUGCUGGAUGUGGAUGAAUACCUGGUGGACCUGGAAGCUCAGCCCUAUGAGCCGAUAUUCGUGCGGGCAGUGAAGCUGUACAACAGUGGGGAUUUCAGGAGCAGCGCAGCCGACAUGGAGCAGGCUCUGGCCGAGUACUACAAGGCCUACGAGGAUUGUCUGGCCGGCUGUGAGGGCGCCUACGAGCUCCAGGAGUUCAAGGAUUUCUACCCUGCCAUCGCAGGUAACCACUUUGUGAGCGUGCUGCAGUGCAAGGUGGACUGCGAGACCGAGCUCACCCCCAACGUGGGCGGCUACUUCGUGGAGAAAUUCGUGGCCACCAUGUACCACUACCUGCAAUUCGCUUACUACAAGCUGAACGACGUGCAGGACGCGGUGCGCAGCGUCUCCAGCUACAUGCUCUUCGACCCGGGGGACACGGUGAUGCAGCAGAACCUGGUCUACUACCGCUUCCACCGCGAGCGCUGGCGCCUGCGCGAGGAAGACUUCGAGCCACGGCCGGAAGCCGUGAGGUACCACAACCAGACGGCGGCUCAGAAGAAGAUGCUGGAGUUCGCCCGGCAGUACCUGCAGGAUGAUGAUGAUGAGAUGGAGGUGGAUGGUGCUGAGGGGCCCGAGGUGCUGGAGCUGCCCUCUGAUGGCGAGUUCGAGGGUGAAGGUGACUACGAGGAGGGAUUCUUCUCAGAGUGGUGGCAGGAGCCCAAGACCAAAGGAGACAAAGACGACCAAGAGAUCCUAUGAUGAGCCAGGUCAAGGGGGAGCCAGCACCAGCUGAGCUGGAGGGUGGUGGCUCUGCGAUGCCAUCUUGGGGACAUCGGGCUCCUCCCAGCCACCGGUAAAACUCAGACUCGUGGGGAGGGGCCAGUCCUGCCCAGCAUCCUGCAGCAGGGCUGCCUUUGCCACCGGGAUGUCUGCUGGCACAGCCCAGUUCCCAUCAGAGGAACAGCAGCAGCCCUGAAGGUCCCUGCCUGCCCAGGAGCCUGGGCCACCCCUGUCCCCAGUGCCCCAGGAGCCCUGGCCAGCAGUGAUGCCCCACAGCAUGGGGAUGGAUUUCUGUGUCCCUCAGCUGCUCCCCAGGAGCUGUGGAUGAUGCACCAGGAUCCACCCCUGUGUUGUGCUCAGGGGUUUGGGGGCUACCCCUGCUUUGGGAGCAGUGCACAAUGCUGCUGGAGCUGCUCCUGCCCCUUCCUGAGGCUCCUGCUCCUGUUCCUCCAGCCUCCCAGGCAAUCUGCCAGCUCCCCUUGGACUCCUCAGCCUGGUGCUACAGGGGGCUCCUGGUGUGUCACCUCCCUGUGUCACCUCCCCGUGUCACCUCCCUGUGUCACCACAGGGUGAGGCUGUGGCACCCAUGCCCUGCCUGUGCCUUGAAUUUUUGCCACACCAGCCCUCUCUAGCCUUAAGCUCCGUUAAUUUAAGAUUUCCCCUCUUGCACAGUUGCUCUUUUUAUAUAUUUACUGGUGCUGAACUUUUAAUAAAACCCAGACUGGUCUUUUCAA
Melospiza melodia melodia is the source of this 2088-nucleotide messenger RNA. It is a transcript of the gene P3H4, whose product is annotated as prolyl 3-hydroxylase family member 4 (inactive). Gene Ontology annotation, molecular function: protein binding; collagen binding. Bases 11 to 1333 code for a protein of 440 amino acids. The transcript has 8 exons. NCBI's taxonomy places the organism in Eukaryota, Metazoa, Chordata, Aves, Passeriformes, Passerellidae. The record is from RefSeq and is a predicted model, not a curated record. Gene Ontology annotation, biological process: collagen fibril organization; peptidyl-lysine hydroxylation. Gene Ontology annotation, cellular component: endoplasmic reticulum.